AUGCUGCUACAGAGCAUUAGACACGAGGGUCUCCUCUUGGCCGCGUCACAACUCCAAUGGCCGGAGGAUGCGACAGAUGUCCAUAAGACUUGGGACCGAAUUAAAACGAAAAUCAUCUCGUUGGCCGACGCCUUUGCAUCAUUGCUUCCCCAUGGAAGACUCAAUAGGCCAUGGUGGUGGUCUCGAUGGUUAGCUAAAUUACUGAGUAGAAAGCGGGCCGCCUGGAAGAGGUUCUUAGCCACCAACGGCCACUCGAGAUACCUUCAGUACUUGAAGGAGCGCAAUACCUACGACAGGGCGCAGUCAGAUUCAAAGAAACGCUAUGAGCUCACACUGGAACAGAAGAGUAAGACGUGCCCGAAAGCAUAUUACGGUUAUGUGCAGUCGAAGGCAGCCACUGGGGAAGCUAUAGGAUGUAUCCGUGACGCCGGUGGCAACCCAACGAUCACUAGCUUGGAAAAGGCUUCCGCUCUACAACAACAUUAUGAAGAGUCGUUCACUGGAGAUCUGGACAAUGCCCUGCCGGCUCACAGUAUCACGACGGAGUACAAGGCGUGGUCACAGCCUCAAACUGAAGAAACCAAGGGCAUACAAAAUGAUAAGAGCCAGCUUCUUCUCGCUGCGUAUCAUCAACAGCUGGAACAAGCUGACAAACGAGAUAGUCAACUAUGGCAGCGUGCACGCCCUGAAGAGGAUGCUCAAUGA
Molecule: messenger RNA, 705 nt
Organism: Echinostoma caproni
Lineage: Eukaryota; Metazoa; Platyhelminthes; Trematoda; Plagiorchiida; Echinostomatidae
Source: the annotation of a GenBank genome assembly